Vavraia culicis subsp. floridensis is the source of this 1940-nucleotide messenger RNA. RefSeq lists its product as uncharacterized. Lineage: Eukaryota; Fungi; Microsporidia; Pleistophoridae. The coding region runs from base 16 to 1161 and encodes 381 amino acids. The transcript has a single exon. The record is from RefSeq and is a predicted model, not a curated record.
GAGCAACCCCUAAAAAUGUACAUGUACGACAAAGAUGCCCAAAAAUUUGAAAAGUAUUUGAACAAAUACGGCACAAACCUCAGAAGAAUAUACAAAACCAAGAGGUACAGGAAAUACACCCUAGAAAAGGUGAUGCUGCAGUACUUGAGCACGAUCAGUGCGGGAAUACCGUCAACCAGUGAUUCUGUACGCUACUCCGAUGAGUGCAAGGUCAUAAAGAUUUACGACGUGGACAAGGCCUCAAAGGCUCUUUCAUGGUGCGUAACAACCAACUGGGAGGGCAAGUACGUCAAUUACAACCGAAAACGGUACCUCUGGAGCAGCACAGAUAAAAUUAAUUUGCUGUUGAGGGACUAUUUCUAUUAUUUGAAGGGACAGCUCAAAAUGGUUAAGGACGGUCUUAGACUGGCGGGGAUUGAACCGAUGGUUUUUAGCGAUGAGAGCGAUGCAAGUGAGCAGCAGGCGGAGAAUUGUUCGAGUGUGGACGGCAGCGAUGUCGCGAACACUUCAAGUGCGGUGUACCGUGACUUAACGGCGAAUACCGGUGAUUUUAAGGAUUUGGAACCGUCUUCACCCGCUCACGCGAGUGCCGCACCGUCUUCAUCCGCUCACGCGAGUGCCGCACCGUCUUCAUCCGCUCACGCGAGUGCCACACCGUCUUCACCCGCUCACGCGAGUGCCGCACCGUCUUCAUCCCAUGCAGCCAAUUUGUUGCACACAGCCGAUGUUCCACCAAACGAAGAAAACAGCAUCAGCAAUCCUUUAAAAACACCAAAUGAUGCACCAGCCACCAACACAAGCGUGUCGGACCAAGGCGCUGCCACGGUCGUUGCAAAGGCGAAGAGCGGAGCCAUCGGCACAACGAGCACAAAAAAAAAAGAAAAUACCAAAAAAACGGAUGCAGCCGAUGUAGAAAACGAGGAUACGCCAAAGCCGGUGGAAGGACCGGGCAAGCCGAGCGUUGUAACCGAACACAAGGCAGGUAACCAGCCAAAGAAGAGCAUGCCCUCGCGCAAGCAAGAGUCUGAAAAGGGAAGCACCAAGAAAAACAGCAACGAAAAAAUAAGAAAAUCUCAAAAACACGAACGAGCACAGACCAAGGAACUGGAAAUAGCAUCGAUGCUCCGCAUGUCACGGGAGAACGGCAGUGGUAAAAACUGAUAUAAAUAAAGUUGUGAUCACUUUCUGUACUGCAGCAGUUGUGCGAGGGGUACGGCGUAGAUGAUGAAUUGAAUUUGUCUGCUUCUCCUUGCGCAUCCUCAUGAGCAAAUACACCACCUCUCACGGUCGGUUACGUUCAUACACACCCUGUCCGAGGUGACUCUUCCUACCACGAGGUUUUACACGAAAAUCGAUCGUGUCGUGGUGGCAGAACAGGUUACACGUGCUUAAUAACUCAGGUGCAAGGCAGGCUGCCUCGUUGCCGAGCGUUUCUACGGCACCGUACCAAAUGAACGUACCACAUUUACAAUUUGUCUUUGGCGAGCUGCACCACCGUGACCUGCGAUAAAUGGUGAUAUUUCCAACGUAGAAGUAUUUUUUUAUCACGUGAAAUACGGAGCACCUUAUCAUAGGGGCAUUGCACUGCUUCGUGCGGUAUAAAACAUGGCCGGUACUUCUGUGUGUUGUCGAUUAUCCCCUCUGCUAUGUUCUGCGUACGAGCACACGCCAUAUCACAUCUUAGAUUGUUUUGCUAAAAUUACCACGUCUUGAUGUCAACGCUGAGUAAAGUAUCCCCUUGAGUAACAGCAUUUGUAAACCACGUUCAGCGUUGUUUUGAUGUUUGUCGCCAAAAAAUAAAUUAGGUCAAGAACCGUGUGCAAGCCGUACGGCUCAUAAAAUUGUUCUCAGCGUGCUACGGCCUAAUAAAUGAGGGGUUUUGUGAUGCACCUGGCUAUCGAGGCGUAAACUGAAUGUGGUAAAUUAAACAUGAUCUGUCA